Drosophila teissieri is the source of this 917-nucleotide messenger RNA. RefSeq names its product zinc metalloproteinase nas-14. Lineage: Eukaryota; Metazoa; Arthropoda; Insecta; Diptera; Drosophilidae. Bases 26 to 817 code for a protein of 263 amino acids. The transcript is spliced from 3 exons. The record is from RefSeq and is a predicted model, not a curated record.
AAGUAGUAAAGCUGCAGACAACGCGAUGAGCAGAUCCCUGUUUCUAAUCCUACUCCUGGGUAUCUCCUGCCUGGAGCUUCACCAGGCUCGCUCUCUGCCGGAGCACAAGCGUCAGAGAUUCGUGCGCAGACGCAUAUCCCCCGACGAUCCCGAUCUGGAGAUCAUCGAGGUCAAGGAGGUGUACUAUGUGCGGCGGCCCAAGAAGGUGGUCGUGCCACUCGAUGAUGACGAAUUGGACUGGAGGAUUCGCUGCGAUUUCGAUCCAAGUCUCGCGGAGUGUGUGGAUUAUGUAAAGAAGCCCGUCGCCGCCACCAGGCCACCCACAACCACAACUACAACCACCACUGCGGCGCCCACCACCACCACCAGCACCACCACAACCACUCGCAGACCCACCACCACCACCACAGAGCCUGCGGAUGAGUCUCUCGAGCGUAGGAUUCGCUGUGAAUUCGAUCCCACAGCAGAGGAAUGUGCACCAUCAACCACUUCUACAACACCAUCAACCACCAGCACCACAACCACUACGGAAAUACCUGUUCCUUCCGAAUCGGAUGACUAUAUACCCAGCCUAGAAGUCACAGAGAAUACUAGAGUUUCUGAUUACGUGGAAGUGGAAGAGAAGGUCUCGGAGGGUACAGAUUCAGAUGAGGAAAUCCCACUGGUAGGCCCCUUCAGCGACGAGGAGCCGGAAGAUCAAGUGGAUCAAGAAGAUCUAGAAGAUCAGGAGGAUGACGCUGAUAUGGAUGCGGCUUACGACCUGAACGACAGCGAAAUGCGCUCAAUUGGCGCACAUGAUGACGGCAACUGGAAUUAGAGCCGAAAUGGAAAGCAGCAAAUGAAAGCAGCAGGAAAUUGCAAUUCGAUUUGAUCUGUUACCUUAAUUAAACGUCAAUAAAAUGGCAAUUGCGGAACUA